Xenia sp. Carnegie-2017 is the source of this 762-nucleotide messenger RNA. RefSeq names its product EF-hand calcium-binding domain-containing protein 11-like. Gene Ontology annotation, molecular function: calcium ion binding. The transcript has a single exon. NCBI's taxonomy places the organism in Eukaryota, Metazoa, Cnidaria, Anthozoa, Malacalcyonacea, Xeniidae. The record is from RefSeq and is a predicted model, not a curated record. Bases 1 to 459 code for a protein of 152 amino acids. Gene Ontology annotation, cellular component: cytoplasm.
AUGUCUGACUUCAGAGAAUUAUUAAACGACAAUCAGCAUAUUUCGGAAAUAUUUUUACAAUUAGACACAAAGAAGAAAGGAUAUUUAACAAAGGAGGAACUAAAAUUGGCUGUUGUAGAAUUGUUUGGUUACAAACCUUCGAAAUACGAAAUACAUCAACUGAUCGCAAACAGUUCUCAUGAAUCCAAUGCAAUAUCAAAAGAACAAUUCCUUAAAGCUAUGAAGUCAAAACAGUCUAACCAAGAUGAAAAUGACGAAAUUCGGCAGUUAUUUGUUGCAUGUGAUUUAAAAUGCAGGGGUUUUAUUUGUUUUGAAGAUGUAGAGAAAAUUUUUCAACAGAGUGCUUCAUACAUGAAAAAUUUUGAUGUUAAGCGAUUGUUUGAAGAAGUUGAUCGAGACAAAGACGGCAGGAUAACCUUUAGAGAUUUUGAAUAUAUGUUGAAAUUUUCUACCAAAUGAAUGAUGCUCGAAAUAAAGUUGAUUUGAUUUUCUGUUACAUGCAGUCAAGGCAAAGCUAUUUUUCUCUUCUGUUUAGCACAUCGUACGUAGGGCGCUGAAAUUGUCGCCUGGUGUGAGAAAAGCUUUCAGAAAAAUUGCAUCAUUACGUUACUUCCGACUAGACUUGUUAAAAAUAAAAAAACGCUUCUAGACUUAUAGUUCUAGUAAUGGUGUAGUAAAAUAUGUUUAUCUUUUGUAUUAACGAUACAUCAAUCUUUUCGUUCUUGAGCAUUAAAAUAAUACACUUCAUUACAACAAUGUAAA